CCGAGAUAUAGAUUGGGACCAAUGAGCUCACACAUGUUUACACUGAUUGCAGUGUAUUGUAAACCUGUUGCCAUCCAAGUCACACAAGUUCGAUCGACAUGUAACUUCGAUCGGCCAUUUUGAAUGGUAAUUCUCGCGAUACGUAACGAUAACUUACGGUAUCUGCAGUUUUGAUCUUCUGGCGACACUGCUUUCGUUUGUUUGGACAGGAAAAUGCUUCGUGUCAAGUUACAAAACGUUUUGACCAAUGAUGAAGAACCCAGAAGAGGCCAGUAUAGGCAAUAUUUGUCUGCAGCCCUAGACCAGGCAUACAAAGCUGUUUUGGAUGGGAUGGCAAUUAGGAAAGCUGCCACUACCUUUGCUGUUCCAUUUGCUACACUUCAUGACAGGUUCAGUGGGAAAAUUUCUAUUGAAUGCACGACUACUGGUAGAGAACCCCUAUUGUCCAUAGAAGAAGAGCAGGGACUUGUUUCACAUAUUGAGGCCAUGGCAAAUUUCGGGUACGGCUAUACUAGGGCUGAGGUUACCACCCUUGCCACAGACCUAGCAAUUCAUCUUGGAAAAAAGUCAAAGGAUGAAAACCCUCUAUCACUUCAGUGGUUUUAUGGAUUCCUGAAAAGAUGGCCUGAUCUAUCAUUGAAGAAAGCACGAUCCCUUGAGAAACAGAGAGCGAAAGCUACCUCAGAGGAGACCGUCACUCAUUAUUUUCACAAGCUUGGACACAUCAUGGAGAAAUACAACCUGAAGACAUGCCCUCAUCGAAUUUAUAAUGUUCAUGAAGAGGAACUUGUGGAGAAUCACACCCCGAGAUCAGUAGUUACAUCAAGUCAGAGUACUCCAGCUGCAGUCACAGCAUCAACAUCAAGUAUUACAACUGUUAUCGGUUGCGGGGAAUGCGUGUGGUAGUGCUAUACCACCGUAUUUCGUAUUCAAGGGCAAGAGGAUGCGGGAAGAACUACUUUCAGGAAGUACACCUGGAGCAGCAGGC
This is a messenger RNA of Haliotis rubra (blacklip abalone), 988 nucleotides long. Its product is annotated as protein N-terminal glutamine amidohydrolase-like. NCBI's taxonomy places the organism in Eukaryota, Metazoa, Mollusca, Gastropoda, Lepetellida, Haliotidae. Bases 214 to 906 code for a protein of 230 amino acids. The record is from RefSeq and is a predicted model, not a curated record. Gene Ontology annotation, molecular function: protein-N-terminal asparagine amidohydrolase activity; DNA binding; protein-N-terminal glutamine amidohydrolase activity. The transcript has 2 exons. Gene Ontology annotation, cellular component: cytosol; nucleus.